This is a messenger RNA of Penicillium coprophilum, 3210 nucleotides long. RefSeq names its product isoleucine--tRNA ligase ILS1. The record is from RefSeq and is a predicted model, not a curated record. Bases 1 to 3210 code for a protein of 1069 amino acids. The transcript has 8 exons. Lineage: Eukaryota; Fungi; Ascomycota; Eurotiomycetes; Eurotiales; Aspergillaceae. Gene Ontology annotation, biological process: isoleucyl-tRNA aminoacylation. Gene Ontology annotation, molecular function: aminoacyl-tRNA deacylase activity; ATP binding; isoleucine-tRNA ligase activity.
AUGGAUUUUCCUGCGGAAGAAGAGCUUGUGCUCGCUCGGUGGAGGGAGAUUGAUGCCUUUAAACGCCAGGUUGAACUUUCGGCUGGAAAGCCACGCUAUGGAUUCUUAGACGGCCCUCCGUUCGCUACCGGAACUCCUCAUUACGGACACCUGCUUGCUUCGACUAUCAAGGAUGUGAUUCCCCGUUAUUGGUCUAUGAAGGGAUUCCAUGUGGAGCGUCGUUUUGGCUGGGAUACACAUGGUGUGCCCAUUGAAUAUGAGAUUGACAAAAAAUUGGGCAUGUCUGGUCUGCAAGCGGUUCAAGAGAUUGGAAUCGCGAAAUACAACGAGGAGUGUCGAUCGAUUGUUAUGAGAUACGCGACAGAAUGGCGCGAAACCAUCGAGCGAUUGGGUCGCUGGAUUGACUUUGAUAACGAUUACAAGACUAUGAACCCAUCAUUCAUGGAAUCCGUCUGGUGGGUUUUCAAGGAGCUCUUCGAUAAGGGCCUCGUUUACCGCGGAUACCGUGUCAUGCCUUACUCCACCGCUCUCAACACGCCGCUCAGCAACUUCGAAGCGCAGCAGAACUACAAAGAUGUGCAGGACCCCGCCGUUGUUGUGACAUUCCCCCUGCUAGAUGACCCUGAAACAUGCUUACUUGCAUGGACCACCACCCCGUGGACGCUUCCAUCACACACCGGUCUGUGUGCCAACCCCAACUUCGAGUACGUCAAGAUCUACGAUGAAGCUACAAAGAAAAACUACAUCCUCCUGGAGGCCCUUCUUCGGACCAUCUACAAGGACCCGAAGAAGGCUAAGUUCAAGAUCGUCGACCGUAUCAAGGGUUCUGACAUGCUCGGAUGGAAGUACACACCCCUCUUUGAUUACUUCUAUGAAGAAUUCAAGGACUGUGGCUUCCAAGUUCUGAAUGACGAAUAUGUCACUGCCGAGGAUGGUGUUGGUAUUGUUCACCAGGCCCCUGCCUUUGGUGAGGAGGAUUACCAGGUAGCCAUGAACCAUGGCGUCAUUUCUGAGACUCGUCUUCCCCCAAUCCCGUUGAUGCCCAAGGCUGUUUCACUGCUGAGGUCCAAUGUCAAGGCUGCUGAUAAGGGCAUCAUCAAACUCCUCAAGGGCAACGGUCGUGUUCUCGUUGAUAGCCAGAUUACUCACAGCUACCCCUUCUGCUGGCGCUCCGAUACCCCUCUGAUCUAUCGUGCUGUGCCAUCCUGGUUCGUGAAGGUCAAGCCUAUCAUCCCCGACAUCCUUGAGGGCAUUGAUAAAUCCCACUGGGUCCCAUCCAAUGUUAAGGAGCGGAGAUUUGCCAGCUGGAUCAAGAACGCUCAUGACUGGAACAUUUCUCGAAACCGUUUCUGGGGAACACCGUUGCCAUUGUGGGUUAGUGAAGAUUUCUCAGAAGUUGUGGCUAUCGGUAGCAUCGAACAACUUAGGGAACUGAGUGGCUAUGAGGGCGAGCUCAACGAUAUCCAUCGGGAUAAGGUCGACCACAUCACGAUUCCUUCUUCUAAAGGAAACGGCGUUCUGAGACGUGUUCCCGAGGUCUUUGAUUGCUGGUUUGAAUCAGGCAGUAUGCCUUUUGCAAGUGUCCACUAUCCCUUCGAGGGCGCAGAUGAGUUCGAGGACCGUUUCCCAGCAGACUUUAUUGCCGAGGGGCUUGAUCAAACACGAGGAUGGUUCUAUGUACUCAGCGUGAUCGGAGUCCACUUGCGUCAAAAACUGCCAUACAAGAAUGUAGUUGUGAAUGGCAUUGUCCUCGCAGAAAAUGGCCUAAAGAUGUCCAAAAGAUUGAAAAAUUACCCCGACCCAUCGCUGAUCAUGAAUUCAUACGGAUCGGACGCGCUUCGAUUGUACAUGAUCAACAGCCCUGUCGUGCGUGCUGAACCUCUCAGAUUCAAAGAAACCGGCGUCAAGGAAAUCGUCAGCAAGGUGCUUCUUCCGUUGUGGAACAGCUACAAGUUCUUUGAGGGCCAGGUGACCCUCCUGAAGAAGGCUUCUGACAUCGACUUUGUCUUUGACCCUGCAGCGGAGAGAACCAACACAAACGUGAUGGAUCGCUGGAUCCUUGCGAGCUGUCAAUCACUGCUUCGGUUCAUUAACCAGGAGAUGGCUGCUUACCGUCUGUACACCGUUGUACCACGGCUUCUAGAGUUGAUUGAUAACACGACCAACUGGUACAUCCGCUUCAAUCGCAAGAGACUCAAGGGUGAAAAUGGUGUUGAUGACACAUUGCACGCCUUGAACACUCUCUUUGAGGUCCUCUACACUCUUGUCAGAGGCCUCGCUCCUUUCACUCCUUUCAUCACCGACAAUAUCUACCAGCGCCUUCUUCCCCACAUUCCCGAGUCGCUUCGUGCUGAAGACAGCCGUUGCGUGCACUUCCUUCCCUUCCCUGAGGUGCGCCAAGAGCUCUUUGACGAAGUUGUUGAACGCAGAGUUUCUCGGAUGCAGAUUAUCAUUGAACUCGGCCGUAUCUCGCGCGAACGUCGGGCUAUCGGCCUCAAGACCCCCUUGAAAACACUUGUCGUGAUUCAUAAUGACCCGCAAUAUUUGGAAGAUGUCAAGUCUCUCGAGCCGUACAUUCUCGAAGAGCUCAACGUUUUGGAGCUUGUUCUCUCCUCUGACGAAGCCAAAUACCAAGUCGAAUACUCGGUGACCGCUGACUGGCCUGUGCUAGGUAAGAAGCUGAAGAAGGCGGUUCAAACGGUCAAGAAGGCCUUGCCUUCUCUCACCAGCGAUGACGUGAAGGGAUAUCUUGCAGAUAAGAAGAUCUUGGUCGAUGGCAUUGAACUCAUUGAGGGUGAUCUCGUUGUGAAGCGAGGAAUCAAGGAAACCGACAACUCCAAGGGCAUGGAAACCAACACAGAUGCUGAUGUGUUGACUAUCCUUGAUGUGAACUUGUACCCAGAGCUGGCUCAUCAGGGUCUGGGCCGUGAGAUCAUUAACCGUGUCCAACGCCUUCGCAAGAAGGCUGGUCUUGUUGCCACCGAUGAUGUGAAAAUGGAAUACACUGUGAUUUCGGACCCGGACAACAUUGGCCUUGACGAGGCUUUCAAGUCUCAGGCUCAAGUCUUUGAGAAGGUCCUGCGCCGUCCCGUUGAACAGAGUGCAUUCGGUGGCGAUAAGCUUCCUACUGGGGAAGAAGAGGGCACUAUUUCGCAGGAAGAACAGGAGGUGCAAAAUGCCACUUUCUUGUUGCGUCUUCUCAAGAUUUAG